GCAGAAUUAAGAAUCGAAAAUAGUAAGUGGAUUGGUUCAGAAGACAAGUGGGGUGGUCAUGGGAUCAUCUUCAUGAGCGUGAGCUUUUCGGGGCAUGAGUUGUUGGCAGUGUUCUGGUGCUUUUGAUACACUGGGGGUGAAUAAUCGAUUCAUCUCUGAUCUGGCACCAGCACUGUGCAUCCUGGCCUGAUCCGAAUCGGUCGGAUUGGGGUCGUCGGAGUACAUAUUCUGCAGGAUGUACGGGUCGAAUGGGUCCCAGAUCCUGCCGGAGCUCGGCUUUCUGAAGGUUUCUGAUCAAUCGUCAUCUGUCUCCCGAAUCCCGAUCAGCCGGAGCGAGCUCAGCCGCGCCCCGGCUCGGCAGCCGAACGGAGGAUGAUCGUGUGACAUUCAAGAAUGGUGUUGGGUUUUGAGGAAGGCGCAUACAUUCCGAAAGAGCGGCUUACUUAACCUUUCCACUCCUCCGCCCCCCUCGAUCCAUCCCUCCCCGAUCGCAAUCCGCACCGAUGGGAGCCGAGUCCCUUCCGACCGACUCAUCCAGACCGACGCCGGCUUCUAACAGUAAUCAGGUCUAUAAAGACUUGUUCGCAGGGACGAUCGGCGGGAUCACUCAGGUCUUGGCCGGCCAACCGUUCGAUAUCAUCAAGGUUCGAUUGCAGAGUAGUAAUCAAUACAAGUCCAUGUCCGAUGCGGCCAUCCAGAUCAGUCGCAACGAAGGCUUUUCAGGUUUUUAUAAAGGUACUUCGCUUCCAUUGAUCGGGAUCGGGGCGUGCGUUUCGAUCCAAUUCGGCUGUCUGGAGGCCUCCAAGCGGGCGUUCAAAGAGCGAAACCUGGCUAACGGGAACGGUCCUCAGCUGAGUUUAGGGCAGCUGUAUCUUUCAGGGGCGGCAGCGGGAGUCGGCAACUCGAUCAUCUCAGGCCCGGUCGAACACAUCAGGAUCCGUCUCCAAACCUCCUCCUCGCCAGCCCAGUUGAACCACUUCCUCGGCCCGGGCGACGCCCUCAAAAAGAUCAUCCGCUCAGACGGCAUCCUUCGGGGCCUCUAUUGCGGCCAAUUGAUCACCGUUGCCCGUGAAUUCCAUGGCUACGGAAUGUAUUUUUUGGGAUACGAAUGGCUCGUCGAGCGACACAUGAAGCUAAAGGACUGUUCGAGAUCUGAGAUCGGGACCGGCUGGGCGAUGCUAUACGGGGCCGGAGCGGGAUAUUCGAUGUGGUUGAGCAGUUAUCCGUUGGACCAAAUCAAGACCCGGAUCCAGACCGACGGCUUACCGUCCCAAUCAGGCUCAAGAAAGUACUUCGGGAUCCUGGACUGUGUCCGGAAGAUAUAUGUCAAUGAAGGCUAUCGGGGCUUCCUGCGCGGCCUGACGCCGACCCUGAUCAGAUCUCCUCUCGUCAACGGGGCUACCUUCGCCGCCUUCGAGACCACCAUGAGGUUCCUCAAUUCAUCAUGAUCCAACGCUCGUCCUGACGCCCUCAUAUCACGACCCUUUCCCUGCUCGCCUCACCAAAUCUCUGCGUCAUGCUCUUGCCCAUAGCAUGCUCCGCGCUCCCCGUUUUUACACUGUUCCCUCGAUCUCUUGUGUCCAGAUAGCUCUUCCCAAACUGAAACAGCCAAACCAUAGAUAUAUAUCUACCACUCUAUCACCACAAAACCACCGAUUCCUUGGACCCAUUGAGUGACAGCAAUCCCUUCCAGCUUGCUGUGUCUCCAACUACCAUCGCAUCUGCACUUGCCUCUGAGAGAAUCCAUCGAUGGCAGCCGUAUUACCCUGCCCCGCAAUAAUGCCGCGACUCUUGCCAUUCGUGCUCCGUCUUUCACUUGUGUGAGGACAUUCUUUAAAAAAAAAAAAUAACAGUCACAUCCAGGAGACUUUACUCUAUUCAUCUUUUAAGACAUCUCAUCAUGAUGAUCAUUGGUCGUUUGAGUUCAACUUCAUAUGGCAGGAAUCUCAAUUGUUUGGUAGGUCUAUGGAUGUAUACGCUAGGCCUGUACCAAGACCGUCCAUGUAGCUUCUGGAUCAGGACCAGACAGUGCAUCCUCAGGGAAAGUAUUGAUCAAGUUUCCAGGGAUCCUGACUUGCUGUUUGUGUAUGUAUGUGCCAUCCUC
Molecule: messenger RNA, 2104 nt
Organism: Puccinia graminis f. sp. tritici CRL 75-36-700-3
Lineage: Eukaryota; Fungi; Basidiomycota; Pucciniomycetes; Pucciniales; Pucciniaceae
Product: MC family mitochondrial carrier protein
Exons: 10
Coding region: 504-1448 (314 amino acids)
Biological process (GO): mitochondrial L-ornithine transmembrane transport
Molecular function (GO): L-ornithine transmembrane transporter activity
Source: RefSeq, a predicted model, not a curated record